AUGCGAUGCAGCCCUCUGUCGUCGGCGCUGGCCCUUGGCUGCGCCGUCCUCGUCCUGUUUGGCCUGCCGUCGCCAGUCGACGCCGCCUUCAUCACCUUCGACAACUGCCUCGACGAGAACAUCCGCAACUCGAACCCCCUGCAUCUGCAGUUCAUCCCGCUCUUUGUCGACGCCCGCUUCAACACGUCUGACCCCAACCACAAUCUCAAUCUCACCAUCUACGGCAAUGUCAGCGGCCAGGCCACCCAAGGCAGCUACCCGCCUCCCGACGAUCCGCUAUGGUCCAAUCCGAACGACACGUUUGGCAAGAUAGUCGACCUCUCGCCCUCCAACAACAGAUACUCGACCCUGUUCCAGCGCUACCAGGUCCUCACCUUUGACGCCUACCAGGCCGAGCCCAGUCGCUUCUGCAAUUCGACCCUCAACGACUCGUGUCCCUUGGGCCCUUCUUUCUUUGCCGACUCUUACGAUCCCCAAGAGCUCUCGGCCUUUUCCGUGAGCCAUGACUUCUACAGUCCGUAUGCUUUCGCGACCAUUGCCACAACCAUUACUGCAAAGUCUGGUGAUGCCGGCGCUCCAGACAUUGCGUGCAUUUCUGCAAACAUCACCCCGGCUCUUGGGCAUACCUUGUCAGGCCUUUUAAGAUACCUCCCUGUCGCCAUCCUCAUACUUGUAGCUGUUGCGACCGCUGCUGCCGGCAUAUACUCACCGUGGGGCUCCACCGACCCCUUCAAGUGGACUACGAACUAUGGCCGUGAUCAGGAUCUGCUGCGUCUUGUGACGCCAGGCUUCGGUGACUGCUUACAAUACAUACAGUUUAUUUUCUUGACUGGCGCGCUUAGCCUCAACUAUCCUGGCUAUUAUGCACCCGUCACCAAGCAGGCGAGCUGGUCCGCUCUGCUUUUCAACUCAAGUUACGUCUCUCAUGGAGACGGUACCCAAUCUCUUCAUGAUGGAAUCUAUAUUACUAAUGGAACUUACGGCAUGACUCGCAUGAGCCAGCUGGUGGGAAUGACUGCAGUGCGCGACAUCUGGGCUUGUAUGGCUGUCUGGCUACUGGUCGUCGCAGUUGCCGUCGUUCUCCUCUGUCAGCUGGCCUUCCUUGUGCGCUGGCUGGUUCGCCUUCUCGCCAACACCCCAGAAGAGGAUCUUCGACAGAAGAACUGGCCUCUGAGUGGUGGUAUGGUAGUGCGCAUCAUCUUCAACUACUUCCUCCUACCCAUCGUUGCCAUUUCCAUGUUUCAAUUGAUAGUGGCGCCUCGCUCGCCUCCUUCGGUUGUCGCCAUGGCUGUUAUACUUCUACUUGCCAUCAUCGCCCUUGCCCUCUGGAUCCUCAACCUUAUCUUCCGCACGAAACCGCGUGCGUACCUCUUCGACGAUCUCCCAACCGUCUUGCUUUACGGUCCGCUCUACAACACUUAUUCUGACGAGGCGGCUCCCUUUGCUCUCAUUCCUGCCAUUCUUACGUUCAUUCGAGGUAUCGCCAUUGGAGCGGUACAGCCCUCGGGCAUUGCACAGCUGGUCAUUAUGGCCAUCUGCGAGGUUAUUCUUAUACUAACGCUCCAUGCGUUCCGGCCUUUCCACUCACCAACCCACAUGAACGCCUAUCAUACAUUCUUCGCUUCCGCAAGACUUGCGACUGUUCUCCUCAUGGUCGCGUUCGUGCCAUCUCUGGGUGUCACUGAGGCGCCCAAAGGAUGGAUUGGCUAUGCAAUUCUUUUGGUCCAUGGUAUAGUACUCAUUUUUGGUUUCUUUAUGAACGCCUUGCAAACUCUUCUAGAAGUCUUUGCCCGUAUGGCAGGUGCAGGAGGUGAUCCUCAACAUGGAGCACAGAGAGGAGGCUUGAUAUCGUUCGGUUGGCGUCAGCUUCGUAAGCGGCAACCAGGUAGGCAAGCAAACAGACCUGGUAGCAUGAUGUCUGAUGCUGCUAUCCUAGCCAACGACUCUGACGCCAAAUCUCUCAAUCUGAUGGGAGGACGUUCGAGAAGCAUGUCAGCCAGCUCCCAGAUGAUGCUUAGCCAGCAUUUGUCUGACAAUCGUGCUAGUGGCGGCUUCGAUCAGUUCGCUCAGUCCGAGUAUGCGUAUACUCCGACAGUGGAAACGCCGACUACCCCUUACAGUGCCGUUCCACCAUCCGGCGGCUCUGCUGCAGGAGCCGUCGGUUCUGGCAAGCGUCCAGUCUUGGGUAUCAAGACAGAACAGCCUCUUUCCGAUCCAUAUUAUCGAGCGCCUCGCCCGCGCAGAAACACCAACGACCCAUAUACUCCAGGUGCCAGAAGCCGACACUCAACAAGUGGUGAUUGGAACAGGCUACCAUAUCAAGAUUCUCCAGAUCAUUCGGGAGGUGUUGAUGAUCAUGGCGAAGGAGGCUCAAGUGUGCCUACAUACCUACGCACUCACCAUAGAGGUGGUUCAGAUCCAGACUUGGCAGAUCUGACACCUAGAGAGAGGACUGACUACGCUGUAAGAGAAGUCGAUUUCUACUAUGGCGUCAGAGGCCCAGCUCUUUCGAAUGCGCCAGCCAGGAAGCUCAAGACUGGACCCGCGGACCCUGUAGGUCCUGUUUCGUCUGCUACCACAUGGUUCCAGCGUCUUGUUGGUGGGAAACGAAAAGAUAAAGGCAAAGGGUUCGAAGUAGUCCGCAGUUCUCGCGUGCCUGCUAACAUGACACGCGAACCUUUGGAGGACGAGGAAGGGCAAGAACUGCAAACCUCGCCACCCAUGAACUAUCAGCCCUACUCGGAUUCGCCAGACCUACAGUCAAUGGGAGGUGCUCGUAGGUCCAUUAGUCCUGAGAGAUAUGGAGACAUGGGCAGUCGACUCGGCGGGACGUGGAACAACUUGGAAGUUGAAGAGUCGGACUCUGAGAGCGAUAUCACAGACACAAGACCAUCUUCACCACCAUAUCUACGACCUAUAUCUCGAACUGGUAGCAUCCGAUUCGACCAAGACGACAAGCCAGAGAGAGCACCUUCAAGUGCAACCGACAAGGACUAUUUCCCGGUAUCGCCACCACCACGUCACCCAUUCCAUGUCGGCAACAGCGUCGGCGAUAAUGGAAGGCCAACCAGCAUGGGUACGGUGCAACAACGUGUGACAAGUGACAGCGUCUAUCACAGUGCUGGAGUUGGUGAAGGAAGCAUAGCGGAGAUCGUAAGCAACGAUCGAACCAUGAGUAUGGAAUCUCGUCAAUACGCACCACGAUAG
Aureobasidium uvarum is the source of this 3207-nucleotide messenger RNA. Lineage: Eukaryota; Fungi; Ascomycota; Dothideomycetes; Dothideales; Saccotheciaceae. The record is from the annotation of a GenBank genome assembly.